Diabrotica virgifera virgifera (western corn rootworm) is the source of this 582-nucleotide messenger RNA. Its product is annotated as visual system homeobox 2-like. Lineage: Eukaryota; Metazoa; Arthropoda; Insecta; Coleoptera; Chrysomelidae. Gene Ontology annotation, cellular component: nucleus. The record is from RefSeq and is a predicted model, not a curated record. Gene Ontology annotation, molecular function: sequence-specific double-stranded DNA binding. Gene Ontology annotation, biological process: regulation of transcription by RNA polymerase II. Bases 1 to 582 code for a protein of 193 amino acids. The transcript is spliced from 3 exons.
AUGAAAUUAACCAACAAAUUUCCAGUAUGGUUCCAAAACCGACGGGCGAAAUGGAGGAAAACGGAGAAAUGUUGGGGUAGGAGUACAAUCAUGGCCGAGUACGGACUCUAUGGUGCAAUGGUGCGGCAUUCGCUUCCUCUUCCUGAGACGAUCCUCAAGAGCGCCAAGGAAAACGAAAGCGUCGCUCCCUGGCUGUUAGGAAUGCAUCGAAAGUCCCUCGAAGCAGCCGAACACUUAAAAGAAGACAACAAUAACAGCGAUCACGAAGAAACCACAUCUAUGCGUACCGAAAACAGCGACACAAGUGCCACCUCGAGCCAACCCCCGAUCUCCCAACCGAACCACGUGACUACAGGUAGUAGUGGGGAGAAGGAAACGUCACCGCCGUCAUACCCGGAAGAUCCCGAAGCGUUCCGGAACAACUCGAUCGCCUGCUUGCGCGCUAAAGCGCAAGAGCACAGCGCCAAGUUGAUGAAUCACAAUCUCAUGAUGCAGAUCAGGCCUGGCCCGACGACGAAUUGUGAUGCGAACGCUAAUAAUCUCCAGGUAGGGAGCCAGGGGGAGGCUCAUGGGGUUUUCUGA